This is a messenger RNA of Drosophila persimilis, 484 nucleotides long. RefSeq names its product myb-like protein AA. Lineage: Eukaryota; Metazoa; Arthropoda; Insecta; Diptera; Drosophilidae. The record is from RefSeq and is a predicted model, not a curated record. Bases 1 to 465 code for a protein of 154 amino acids. The transcript has 3 exons.
AUGGAAGUGGUGGAAGCGGUGGAAGCGGUGGACGUGGUGGAUCAGGAUGAGUACCGAGCGGGACUCUACUUAUCGGAGCGUUAUCUUUACGCUGGCGCCAAAUCACGGCAUUUUACGGUGAACGGUCUGAGCGCCAAUAACACGCUUCAGCAACAGCAACAAUACAACCUGCAACCAUCGAACGACACUCGCAACAUCUACAACAAUCCCUAUAUACCACCCCAACAGCAACAGCAACAACAGCAACAGCAACAACAGCAGCAGCAGACCCAACAGCAACGCACUGCUCACCUGUUCAAGGCCCUGGCCGCCUCUACUGCCGGCGGAAGUAAUAGUCUAAGCCAUCCCUACGACUUCUCCAACUCAUCCUCGUCGUCGAACGCCAAUAAUGAGCACCAAGGAUCAUCGUCUUCGGAGGCAGAGAACGCUUUUCUAACUCAUAAUAACGGUGAGUUCAACCGAUAAAUACGAUACGUUCGAUUGG